This is a messenger RNA of Entrophospora sp. SA101, 1494 nucleotides long. Lineage: Eukaryota; Fungi; Glomeromycota; Glomeromycetes; Entrophosporales; Entrophosporaceae. The record is from the annotation of a GenBank genome assembly.
AUGGACGUGGCCGAUGAUUCGGGGGUUAGAUUCAAAGACAUUGGGGGUUUAGAGGAGGCCAAAGAAGAAUUACAAGAGAUUAUUACCUAUUUUCGUAAUCCCCAAAUUUUUUGGAAACAAGGAGCCCAAAUCCCCAAGGGCAUUCUUUUAGUCGGACCACCAGGCAACGGAAAAACCCUUUUGGCGAAAGCUUUGGCUGGCGAGUGUAAAUUACCUUUUAUUUACCGCUCGGCUCCCGAAUUCGAAAAAGGAAUUGUCGGUUGGGGAGCUGCUGAUAUUCGCAAUACUUUUGCCCUGGCCCGAAAAUACGCCCAAGAAAAAGGUGGCUGUUUUAUUUUUGUGGACGAAAUCGACGCUAUUGCUGGCAAGCGUCACCAAUCAAUUCAUUCUCACCACGAAACCUUAAAUCAACUGCUUAAUGAAUUAGAUGGCUUUUCGCCCCGCGAGAACGUGAUUUUUUUGGCAGCGACUAACUCCUUAAACACGCUUGACCCGGCUCUUUUACGCCCGGGUCGGUUUGACCGGCAUAUUUAUAUCCCUUUACCCAAUUUCAAAGAGCGCCAAGCAAUUAUUCGUUUAUACGCCAGAAAAAAACAAUUUACUAGUGACGUUGACUGGAAAGAAAUAGCGGCUAUGACCAAGGGUAUGAGUAGUGCCCAAAUUGCCAACAUGUUUAACGAAGCCACGAUUUUAACCGUGCGCUAUCAACAAAAAGCGAUUAGCCAGGCCAUUCUUUUAGAAGCUUUUGACCGCGUUUUAAUGGGCCCGGCUUUAAAAAGCCAAGUUUUGACCCCGGAAAGCAAAAAAUUAGUGGCUUAUCACGAAGCCGGGGACAAGGAAGACGAUAUUUUAGUCAAUAAGCAAGAAAUCUUAGCCCAAAUUAUGUCACUUCUCGGUGGUCGGAUUAGCGAAGAAUUAGUUUUUGGCACUAGUUACGUUACUACUGGCAAUUAUUCUGAUUACAAAAGAGUUUCCGUAUUGGCCCGGGAUUUAAUUUUGCGUUAUAGUAUGUCCGACUUAGGAAUAAUUGCUAGCCAAGAUUCUCCUUUCUUUGGCGAAGAAAGUUUAAAUGAAUUAUCGGAAACUGCCCGGCAAAAAUUUGAAGACGAAAGCCAAGAGGAAAAUCUAGCAAUCAAGCAAGAAAAAGAAAAGCAAAUUAGGCAAAAUCAGCAGCAAAUUAUCGCCCUCCAAAAAGAAAAUUCUCCGCUUACUACUCAUUUAAAAAGCAAAACUGGUAGCGAGUAUUUAGAAGAUUAUCCAGCGGAGGAAAUUGAAAUGUAUUUAAUGAACAAAGAGGAAUUAAAAAGCACCCUCGAAAAAGAAAUUGCUAAAAGAGAAAAAGAGGCUGUUUCGCCAGAAAACAAAAAAGAGAAAAAAUACUUAAUCUACCUCAAAAGGCGCCAAGAAAGAACCGAAAAAGAAUUUUACGAAAAAAACCCAGCCGGCUAUUUUAAAGGCUAUGUAAAAUACGCUACAAACAACGAAAAACUCUGA